UUGAGGGAAGACGGCUGCACCCACGUCUGCAGAGCCCGAAGUGCUGGCCAGCCGGCUAGCAGUCUCCCGUGCAGGCAGGCCAUGCAGGGCAACAAGAAGGGCACCGAUGGCUUCAGCGACUCCUCGAGCAUUGGGAGCCUGCUGGACGACGCAGACCGCGAGGUGAGCAGCCUCACAGAACGUGCCUUCCGCAGCCUGUGCAUCUCUGAGGACACGUCCUUCAGCGAGUCCCCAGACCUCACCCGCCAGGUGCUCGGGAGCCUCCACCAGGGGACCGUGAGCCACACCCAGAGGAAGAGUGGCAUCUGGAGCCAGUUACCCUCGCAGGGCACGGAGCACACUGGCUGGGCGGCCACGUUCCAGCAGUUACCCAAGUACGUGCAAGGAGAGGAGAAGUACCCCAAGGGCAGCCCCCCGCCAACGCCAGCCCAGAGGAGGCUGGAGGUGCCAGUUUCUGGCCUGAGGAGCAGCAACAAGCCACUUUCCAAAGUAUCGUCCCUAAUUAAAUCCUUUGACAGGCCAGACAGCCAGCGUGGUGACAGCAGACCUCCCCCAAGCAAGCCUCCGGUUCUAAAAACCGCCCCCAAGUUUGCCCCUCUUCCAGAAAGCGGUGUCAACUUCUGCUUUGAUUCAGCCUUUCUGACUGUCAGGAGGGUGCCCGCUGAAGUCUCCAGCACUCACCAUAGUGGUCAUCAGCCUGUCAGCAAGCAUGGGGAGCAGGAGUCCCCAAAGAACCUCGAAACAGCCUCUCACUGCUCCAGCAACUUCCUCUCAGCCUCCAACGAUGCCUCCAGCUCCUUCGAAUCCAAGUUCCACUCCCCAGCCCACAAGUCAGCCAGGGGCGAGCCUGGAAGAGGCAAGGAGUGGGCUCCAAAAGGGACCUUCCUUCACAGUGAAAACAGUGCUUUUGAGUCAUGGAGCACCCACCAACCACGGCUGCUAAGGAGAAAGGACCCCACUGAGGGGGUCCCAGAAAGCAAAGGGCCCAAACAUUGCCAGGACACUCCCCUGCUGAGAGAAUCCCACCCACUUGAGCACAAAGCGUCCCCCAGCCACGCACAGGCUGACUGCAGUCAGGAAGAGAGUAGGUUGCCCACUGGGGCUCUCUCCACAUCCAGACCCUGGUGCUCAAGGGACCCUGGAGCUCAGGUGUUCACCAUGGAGGGAAAAUCUUCUGGCUUCCAGCCUGACCCUCAGGAGAAGCCAACCCAGGCUCCAUGGAGAAAACCAAAGACUGGCAAGGGAAGAAAAGAAAGUCUACAAAAUGCUUCAGAAGAAAAGAAACAACCUCACAGGAGGGACCCCCCUUUGUAUGCAAAGCAGACCCCCCAGGGACAAUUUCCUGAAGAUGAAGCUCCUGACAAGCCUGUGGACUCCCGCCAACAUUACACUCCCCCUUUUAACAUCAGCAAGCUUCUGACACCCGUCAUACCCACCAAGCAUGUCCUGGAUUCGUUGAGCAAUCAGCCAGCAGAGAGGACUCCAUCACCUCCAGGACAGCCCAAUGGGUACCAGGAGAAGGAGCCAGGGGAGGACCAGUCCCGGGACAGUUACAAAUCCAAAGCCCCCAGCCUUCUGUUCAAUCUCAAGGAUGUUCGCAAGCGUGUGAAAAGCACCUAUAGUCCCAACCUACUCUUGAAAGGCAUUGAUGAGAAGGCCAGAGAUAAGGCAGAUGGCAAGCAAGAGACUGUUAGCAAUGGUGUCACCCUUCCUAACGGGCUUGAGGACAGUCCUGCAAGCCAGCUUUCUAAGGAGAGAACAUCAGAUAUCCUUACUGCAUCAUACGUCAGCACCCAGAAGGACCCUAGAGCCGACCCCAGUGGGUCGUCUGCAGAUAACUACUUAACUCUUAGUUCACCUCCAACUACUGCCAAAGCCUCCUUCUGUGUCAAUGGGGAAGCUGCUGAGACAGGCAGCUAUGAGAAGGAUGAUGUCCACAGGGAAGCGAAGCUGAGCCCCACCAGGCCAGGCUGUGGCUCGGACUCUAGUCAGCAUGGCCUCAGGAAACACCUCUCUCUGAAGAUUUGCAGGCAAGAACCUGAGGCUGCAAAGACUGCUGAGACACUGCAGACCCACCAGAUGCAGAAUGGGAUCUCCAGAUCAGUCUCCCAAGACACAGAGCCCAAACGAGAGGCAGGUCUGUUGAACCCAAGCUCCCACCAGAAGCCCUCCCCGGGCCCCCUUUCUCCGGAGGAGGAAGACGUGUUUUAUAGCGACAGCCAGUCUGAUUUUAUGCCAGGCCUCCAAAGCAAGGCCAAAUUCAGCACCAGUUCUUCAGAUCAAUCCUUUGCCUCAUUCGAGGACCAGCAGAAGACAUGGUGUGUCGAGAGCCGGCAGGAAGACAGGAAGAGCGACAUGCGUGCAAGUGACAGUCAGAGGUACGAGAAGGAACGAGUGACGCUGAAAGAUGGGCAGCAGCUCUGUGCCUUAAGUAACGGACGUGUGUGCAUGGAUGAGAGCACCAAGGGGGAGAGCUUGCAAAGAGAUGGUGAGAGUUUGUCUGGAGGGAGACCAAGGAGAUCAACAGAAGGAGCAAAUUUCACAGGCUCUUGGGUUGGGGGAAAUAAGGAUACGGCCCUUUCACAUGCCAAAGACUUGACAGCUGCACCAUCUUCCACUUCCAACAAACACAUACUGUUUACAAUUAAAGACAACACCCUCAGGGCCACCCCUGUGAUCAAGCCCAUCCUGCUGCCCCUCCUGAGGACUGUGUCCUCGGAGGACUCACCCGCUGGUGGCCACAGAGAGGCAGAAUCGCCCAGGCCAGGUGAGGAUGCUGGUGCCCCAGAGGGCCAGGGAAUUCAUGGCACCCCAGCACCUGCCCACCCACUGCCCACUGAUCCGCAGGACACACACCAGAGGCCCUCAGCCCACCAGGGCCCAGAGGACCACCAGCAGGCCCCCGUCAUGGCCAAGACAGAGGCUUUCCAGCCAGCCAUGAAGGGGGCUAUCCCAUCUCCUCCACUGGUGGGAGAGGGUGAAGGGAUGAGGCCACUCCCAGGUGUGGCCCCUGAAGUUAUGGGGAGCAAUGGCAGGAGGGGCUCCACAGACCAGGUGAGGCUGGAUGCUCCAAGGUGCGUCCCCAAGAUCACUUUCCUGAAAGAUAACACAGAAGACGGGCUGCCCCCACACCUGUUGGGAAGGUGUGGGGAAGAACAGACACAAGGUUUCAGAAGUAACUUUUUGUCCACUCCAAGAGCAGGGGCUCCGGGGAGAAGACAGGUCCCUGGUGAGGUGGAGACUUUGCCCAACCGUGGCUCCCUGGAGGCGGGCAGCGUGUGCUCUCCCACUGCCAGUGGCGUUUGGGACGAGGCCUCCCAAGCCCCCAGCAAGCUGGGCUUGCCGCUGCAAGAGGAGCCUCCCUCUGCUAGCCCCUGGGCCAGCCUUGGUCCUGCGCCAGUCACCCGGAGGGAGGACCUGACCCACGCCCUGUUGUGGGAAGAGGGCUCUGACGCCCAGCCAGAGCCAUCUGCAGAAGAUCUCAGGCCUCUCUCUCCCAAAGGCUCCCUGCUGGCCGUGGCUGCCAGCUCAGCAGGCCUCCCAGAGAGACUGGAGCUGCCUGUGCAGCCAGAGAGGCCAGUAGGCAAGCCACCUGCAGUCCCACCCAAAACCGAGAAGGCACUGCGGCGGGCAAAGAAGCUGGCCAGCAAGAGGAGAAAGACAGACCAGGGUCAAGGGCGGCCUGGCGAGCCCAGGGAAGAGAGGCCAUGGCCCGAGGACUCAAAGCGGGCUGAGCGGAGGCCACCAUCCCCCAAAGAGAUGCCACAGAAACCCAGCUUCCCCUCAGUCCGGUCCCUGCCCCCACCCGUGCACCGCCACUCUGUGUCCAGCUUCUCAGAGCACAGCAGGAGGCAGGCCAGGGUGCCUCAGUCGGCCAAGCCCCUGCCUCCAUACCCUGUCACACAGAAGGUCCUCCAAGACCCCCAGUCUGGGGAGUACUUUGUCUUUGACUUGCCACUCCAGGUGAAAAUCAAGACCUUCUACGACCCAGAGACCGGCCAGUAUUUCAAGGUCCCAGUCCCAUCCUCAGCAGGGGGGUCCCCAGAGUCAUCCCCGGCGGACGCACCAGUUGACCCCCUCCUGCUGUUUUCUGGCUUCCAGCGCCUGACCGUGACAGCCUUGACACCCCUGCGGUGCUCCUCCCAGCUCUCCACUCCCACCUUCUUGUGGCCUAGCCCUUCUGCCACCACUGAGGGGGCUGCUGUUGGGCACCAGGGCCCCUGCGAGACAGGACUACAGCGUGCCCCUCGGGCCUCCAGAAACUCAACCCAGAAUGCACCCAGCCAAUGCCCCAAGGGGCCUCCCCAUAGCCCGAAAGAGGAGGGCAGGGAUACUCCAAGCCUGGAGAUCAUCACCAUCAAUGACUUAGAGGACUUUGCCACUGAAGGCAUUUCCUGAAAAUUAAGGCAGACUAACACUCCUCCCCAAAUAAGCCCAGAAGAGUUUACUCCCCCCAUCCUAGAGCAACCACCGUCUCUCACACACACACACAUGCACGCACACACCCACACAGGUACACAUAUUUGCGUGCAUACACACACACACACACAUACAGGCAUACCUUGGAGAUAUUGCAGGCUCAG
Molecule: messenger RNA, 4583 nt
Organism: Loxodonta africana (African savanna elephant)
Lineage: Eukaryota; Metazoa; Chordata; Mammalia; Proboscidea; Elephantidae
Gene: C16H10orf71
Product: chromosome 16 C10orf71 homolog
Exons: 1
Coding region: 82-4398 (1438 amino acids)
Biological process (GO): positive regulation of calcineurin-NFAT signaling cascade
Cellular component (GO): Z disc
Source: RefSeq, a predicted model, not a curated record